AUGCAUCCGAUUAGUGCGGCCAUAGUGUGCCUCAGUGUUUUGGGGGCAGUAAAGUUGCUGUCUCUCCCCUUGUUCUGGGGACUCCCGGUGGGCCUGGUGCUCUGUAUGGCCUCAAGGGAUUUCUAUCAGUUCAUUUAUGUGGCUGUACGCACCAUCAAAAGAGACUUAAUGUGUCUGGUUGUCAUACUGCGAGUGAGGUUUUCCAUGAAGAAUAAUCUGCGAAAAAGAAGUACUAUCCCUUCCCUGUUUGCCCAGAUAGUGAAACGUUACCCCGACAAACCAGCCUUGAUCUACGAGGCCACAGGAGAGGUCUGGAGUUUCAGGGAGCUACAGGAGCGAUGCCAUGCUGUGGCCCACUGGGUGCUGGCACAAGGCUGGGCUGAGGGGGACGUGGUGGCCCUGUACAUGGAGAGCCGGCCUCUAGUGGUGGCUCUGUGGCUGGGUCUCGCUGCGGUUGGCGUGGAGGCCGCACUCAUCAACCACAACCUUCGACAGCGCCCCCUGCUGCACUGCGUCAGAGUGUCCGGUGCUCGGGCAUUGGUGUUUGGGACGGAGCUGACGGAAGCUGUGUCAGAGGUGAGCAGCUCUCUGCAGCCCGGCAUGGUUUUGUUCAGCUGUGGUGAGCAGCGGCAGGAGGAAGAGGAGGAAGAGGAGGAAGAGGAACUGAAGCUUUGCAGCCUCCGUGUCCAGAACCUGGACGCCCUGCUGGCCAGUUCACCCAAACACCCGCCAAACUACACGCUCAGGAAGGAAUUUAACGACAGACUCUUUUACAUCUACACUUCUGGUACAACAGGAAUGCCAAAGGCAGCUGUGGUGGUGCACAGUCGGUACUUUCGCAUCGCUGCUUUUGGUUUCCACUCCUUCGGCAUGCGACAUGAUGACAUCAUAUACAACUGCCUCCCCUUGUAUCAUUCUGCUGGAACCAUCAUGGGUGUAGGACAGUGUUUGCUCUUUGGUUUGACUGUUGUAAUCAGGAGGAAGUUCUCAGCCACUCACUUCUGGGAUGACUGUGUUAAAUACAACUGCACUGUGACCCAGUACAUCGGGGAGAUCUGCCGUUACCUGUUGGCUCAGCCGGUCCGCCCAUCUGAGGCGCAUCAUCGAGUCCGUGUUGCCUUUGGUAACGGCCUCCGUCCCUCUGUGUGGGAAGAGUUUGUCCAGAGAUUCAGAAUCCGAAGAGUUGGGGAAUUUUAUGGUGCCACCGAAUGCAACUGCAGCCUGAUCAACCUAGAUGGAAAGGUGGGGUCGUGUGGCUUCAGCAGCCGCAUCCUGCCCAACUUCUACCCCAUCAGACUGGUCAGGAUGCAGGAGGACGGGAAGCUGCACAGGGAUUCACAAGGACUCUGUGUACCUUGUCCUCCUGGAGAGCCAGGGAUGCUAGUGGGCCUCAUCAACCCUGCUGAUCCGCUCAGGAGAUUUGAUGGUUACGCUGAUCAGGAUUCCACCAAUCAGAAAAUAGCUCACAAUGUCUUGAAGAUGGGAGACUCUGCUUAUAUCUCAGGUGACGUGCUGGUGAUGGACGAAUAUGGCUACAUGUAUUUCAGAGACCGCAGUGGUGACACGUUUCGAUGGCGAGGGGAGAACGUGUCCACCACAGAGGUGGAGGGAGUCCUCAGUGGCCUGCUGGGACACUCUGAUGUUGCUGUCUAUGGAGUUUCUGUACCAGGUGUGGAGGGAAAGGCUGGCAUGGCAGCGAUCUCUCCCGCAGAAAGCCCGUUUGACAUUGAUGCAUUCACGACGGCUGUACAGAAAGCCCUGCCCUCCUACGCACGACCCGUGUUCCUUCGGCUCAUGCCAUCUGUUGACACAACAGGUACAUUCAAAAUUCAGAAGAUGCGGCUACAGAGGGAGGGAUACAGGCCACAAGAGACGAGUGAAGACAUGUAUUUUCUGAACAGUCGUGCCGGGAGUUAUGAGCCUGUUACUGAUGAACUGUACAGCGCCAUCAUGGAGGGAGAGGUGUGUCUAUGAGGCAGGAGGAUAGAUAGAUGGACUGUUGAAGAGGAUAGAACUGUAUAUUUCAAAGUGAAACAAAGAAAGAAAAUACACAGAUAUAUUUCUCAACCAGUAAUGACUACAUCCUGAUAAACCCUGAUGACUCUGGAAACAUGGAUGUGUUACAGUAUUUUUAGUUUUUAACAUGGAUUGGAUUUCUGCAUCAAUAAGACAAACGUAUGAUAUGUGGAAUCGAUGAAAGAUCACACAAUUCUCCAUGGACUACAGUACUACAGUACUACUAGCUGUUUAUGAGGAAGCUGAAUCACACUCAUGUCCCGGAAUCCUAUGUAACAGCAAACUUAUCGAGGAGUCAUUGCCCAGAUUUGGCUUACAUCCUACAUCCCACAUCAGGCCCACAAACAAUGUGACAUGAUGGCACUUGAGCAGCCUGCCCAUGUUUGCCAGAUCUGGGCCAAAAGUCAGCCAUAGCAAUACCGCAUGUCAACCAAAGGUGAAAUUAUAAUUAGUUCUUUGCUAUUUUGGCCAUAUUCACCAUUUACAAUAUGGGCCACUUAAGGUUCACAUCCAGAUUACACCUUGCCUAGAGCACUAUAUGUUUGCUGAAAUAGGCCCACAUUUGUUUUGGAAUAUUUGGGCCACAUUUGCAAUGGCUCACAGACAUUUUGUUGGUGCCAUAAGAAAGCCAGAAGAGCAGCAUGUCUCCCUGAAGUGACCCACAGCCGUAUGCUGUCUGGGAAAGGUCUGUGGCUGCACAGCUGAGAAAAGAAAUCCUUCCUCUGGAAGGAUUUGGAAGUUAAUUGGUUAAUUUAAACCCAUCACAGAGGACAACAUUAUAUUACAUUACAUAUCAUUUAACUGAUGCUUUUAUUCAAAAGCUACUGACAAUAAGUGCAUUCAACCAUGAGCGUACAAACCCAGAACAACAAGAACCAUGCAAGUACAAUUUUAAUAAUUAAUUAACCAAGGUGUAGUCGGAAGAGAUGUGUCUUUAGUCUGUGGCGGGAGAUGUGUAGACUUUCAGCAAACAGUCAUGAUUUUGUUGAGUGGACAGACUGUGUGAAACUUCUGUAUUGUCCUUAUUAUGAAACAAUAAAUAAAUAUGAAUAAAUAAUAAAUCCAUAUUACAUGCAAUGUCAGUUCAAAUUCUGAUUCUAGCACUGAUGAUAUAAUGGU
This is a messenger RNA of Limanda limanda (common dab), 3135 nucleotides long. RefSeq names its product long-chain fatty acid transport protein 1-like. The record is from RefSeq and is a predicted model, not a curated record. Gene Ontology annotation, cellular component: plasma membrane; mitochondrial inner membrane. NCBI's taxonomy places the organism in Eukaryota, Metazoa, Chordata, Actinopteri, Pleuronectiformes, Pleuronectidae. The transcript has 13 exons. Gene Ontology annotation, biological process: phosphatidylethanolamine biosynthetic process; long-chain fatty acid import into cell; adiponectin-activated signaling pathway. Gene Ontology annotation, molecular function: long-chain fatty acid-CoA ligase activity; fatty acid transmembrane transporter activity; long-chain fatty acid transmembrane transporter activity. The coding region runs from base 1 to 1974 and encodes 657 amino acids.